Messenger RNA from Acaulospora colombiana, 441 nucleotides. The record is from the annotation of a GenBank genome assembly. Lineage: Eukaryota; Fungi; Glomeromycota; Glomeromycetes; Diversisporales; Acaulosporaceae.
AUUCCAACCUACCUCAACCUCUUGCACUUUGAUUCAUUCAUAGGAUUUAAAUUACUUAAGAAUUUGAACACCAAGCAUUACGAACCGGGCGUGACCAAAAAGGAAGUUGCUGAUUUGUUGCAUUUUGUGGUUGUGGGUGGAGGUCCUACUGGGAUCGAAUUCGGCGGUGAACUCUAUGACUUCAUUACAGAAGACAUGGCUCGGUUGUAUCCGGAUUUCAUGAAUCUAGUUACCAUGACGGUAUAUGAUGUUGCUCCUGAGAUUCUUGGAUCGUUCGACGCAUCUCUUCGGGAAUACGCAACCAAAAAGUUCAUGCGUAAAGGCAUUAACAUAUGCACCAACAGGCAUGUUAUUGAAGUGAGGGAACACGAAAUUAUCGUGGAGGAGGAAGGUGAAGUUCCUUAUGGCAUGCUGGUUUGGGCGACAGGUGAUAAUCCUUAA